CUCGGCUUGAGCAACCCUUCGCCCCGCCUCGUUGACGUAGGCCCCCCCGUGCGGUGACGGAGGAACUAUAUAUUCCGUCCACACGUCCCGCGGUUCACAGGCGCUGCUCUGUCCCCCCAUCCUCGCCGUCUCCUGUCUUCAGACCACGAUGGCAACCUUAAGAGCUCUACGUAAACUGUGUCAGCACUCACAGCAACAGUUGUGCAGUCUGCACACGUCCGCCAUCAGACAGGAGGCUGUAGUCAUCUCGGGGAGAAAGCUAGCACGACAGAUCCGUGAGGAGGCCCGGGUCGACGUGGAUAACUGGGUGUCGUCCGGCCACAGGAGGCCCCACCUCAGCGUUGUGCUGGUGGGGGACAACCCCGCCAGUCACUCCUACGUCCUAAACAAGACACGCUCGGCCGCCGAUGUCGGAAUCAGCAGCGAGACCAUCCUAAAGUCCUCAAGCACCAGCGAAGAAGAGCUGCUGGAUUUAAUUUAUAAACUCAACACGGACCAUCAGGUCGACGGCCUCCUGAUCCAGCUACCUCUGCCAGAUCACAUCGACGAACGCAGAAUCUGCAACGCCGUGUCCCCCAGCAAGGAUGUGGACGGUUUCCAUGUGGUCAACGUGGGCCGCAUGUGCCUGGACCAGUCCACCAUGCUGCCCGCCACUCCCUGGGGGGUCAUGGAGAUCAUCAAACGCACAGGUAUUCCUACCCUUGGAAAGAAUGUUCUGGUCGCCGGCCGCUCCAAAAACGUGGGCAUGCCGAUCGCCAUGCUGCUGCACACGGACGGGCGGCAUGAGAGGCCUGGCGGAGACGCCACCGUUACCAUCACUCACCGCUACACUCCUAUAGACCAGCUCCGGCAGCACACUAAGAUUGCUGACAUCAUCGUUGCCGCAGCAGGGAUUCCAAACCUGAUCACGGCGGACAUGAUCAAAGAAGGAGCGGCUGUCAUCGACGUUGGGAUCAACAGAGUGCUGGACCCCGAGACGGGCAAGAGCCGGCUGGUGGGAGACGUGGACUUUGAAGGUGUUCGACAGAAGGCAAGCUUCAUCACCCCGGUGCCCGGGGGGGUUGGCCCCAUGACGGUGGCCAUGCUCAUGAAGAACACCAUCAAGGCGGCCAAGAAUGUGCUGCUGUACCCCCCCGAGAGGGUCCGCAUGGCCGCCCUGUCAUAGAGACCCCGCGCUGCACGGACCCAUCAGCCCAGUACAUUCCACUAUUGAAUCACACUGCCCUCCAAAACAGUUUUUUGAUUUUACCCUUUUAACCCCCUGGUUUUAAGUUGUUUUUGUCCCAAAUCAAAGAUGUGAUACGAUGCCAGCCUGUUACGUUCGGAUCACAGUGACGUUACACACUGCCUCAAGAUCCUCGUUACUUUUAACACUAAAGGUGGUUACAUUUAUUUCAUGCAAGUUUGUUCACAGUUGAACGAUUUGCCAGUAUUCAUCCCACCUCAACAGGAUUUUAUACUUGGGAGAAGUUUAAAAUUGUUUAUUUGUAUAUCCACAUAAUUUAAUAUUUAAAAGGCACACGAGGCAGCAGUAUGUAAUGUUGAUUUGGCAAGGAAUUCUGGACAAUGCCCGGUUGUGAGUUUGUUUAUAUUUUUUUCAGAAAGCUAAAGGGCUUUCGUAUGCAUUUGUAGGCAAUAUUUUGAAAUAAAUAUUCCAAUGC
Molecule: messenger RNA, 1661 nt
Organism: Gadus chalcogrammus (walleye pollock)
Lineage: Eukaryota; Metazoa; Chordata; Actinopteri; Gadiformes; Gadidae
Product: bifunctional methylenetetrahydrofolate dehydrogenase/cyclohydrolase, mitochondrial-like
Exons: 8
Coding region: 149-1165 (338 amino acids)
Biological process (GO): tetrahydrofolate interconversion
Cellular component (GO): mitochondrion
Molecular function (GO): methenyltetrahydrofolate cyclohydrolase activity; methylenetetrahydrofolate dehydrogenase (NAD+) activity; methylenetetrahydrofolate dehydrogenase (NADP+) activity
Source: RefSeq, a predicted model, not a curated record